This is a messenger RNA of Hevea brasiliensis (rubber tree), 1593 nucleotides long. Its product is annotated as annexin D8. The record is from RefSeq and is a predicted model, not a curated record. The coding region runs from base 325 to 1284 and encodes 319 amino acids. Gene Ontology annotation, cellular component: cytoplasm. Gene Ontology annotation, molecular function: calcium-dependent phospholipid binding; calcium ion binding. NCBI's taxonomy places the organism in Eukaryota, Viridiplantae, Streptophyta, Magnoliopsida, Malpighiales, Euphorbiaceae. The transcript has 6 exons.
UAACAAUUUUAGAAAAUACUAAAGUAUAAAAAGAUUUAAAAAAUAAUAAAGCCAGCAUAUGAAUUUUUUUCACAGAUAAUAAUGCUUGAAGUUACUAACUAAAACAAAGAUAAUAAAUUGAGUGAGCAAUGAAAUAAGUUGGUAACGAAAAAUAUAAUAAUGUGAUGUAGGGCAGGCUAUAAAAUCCAUUGUGAAACGGUCAUUGUCAUUAUUAUGGGUUUAAUUAAAUAGAAAUUAAGUAGGGCAGGCUAUAAAAUGCAGGAGAAAGAGAAUUAGAGUUACAAGCAAAAAAAAAAUAUUGAGGUUCAAAAUCAAAGGGAAAAGAUGGCUACACUCAAUUCAACUAAGGACUUUUCUCCUGUUGAAGAUGCAGAAAAUAUCAAGAAGGCUUGUCUAGGAUGGGGAACAGACGAGAAGGCCAUAAUAUCGAUAUUGGGACAUCGAAAUUCAUUCCAAAGGAAACUUAUCAGGCUAGCCUAUGAAGAGAUAUACCAAGAGGAUCUCAUCACCCAGCUUAAAUCCGAGCUAUCUGGGGACCUUGAGAGGGCAAUAUGCCUCUGGACAUUGGAACCAGCGGACAGAGAUGCUGUGUUAGCUAAUGAAGCUCUGCGAAAGCCAAUUCUUGAUUACAGAGUAAUUAUAGAAAUUUCAUGUGUUAAGUCCCCUGAAGAUCUCUUGGCAACGAAACGUGCCUACCGAUUUCGUUACAAGCAUUCUUUAGAAGAAGAUGUUGCCUCUCGCAGUCACACCUCUCGGGACAUUCGAAAACUUUUAGUUGCAGUAGUUAGUGCAUAUAGGUAUGAUGGCGCUGAAAUUGAUGACAAGGUUGCACAUUUGGAAGCUGAAAUUCUUCAUGGGGAUAUCUCUGAGAAGGCCUUUAACAAUGAAGAGUUGAUUAGAAUAUUAACUACAAGAAGCAAGUCACAGCUCAAGGCAACUUUCAAUCGUUACAAAGACAUCCACGGCACAUCCAUUACCAAGGAUUUAUUGGGUGAUCCAGCUGAUGAAUAUUUUGCUGCAUUACGAAUGGUAAUCCGAUGCAUUAGAGAUCCUAAAAAAUACUUUGCAAAGAUCCUACGCUGUGCGAUUAAUACGAAGGGUACUGAUGAAGAUGCUCUCAGUCGAGUGAUUGUCACCCGAGCGGAAAAGGAUUUGAAGGAGAUCAAGGAGCUGUAUAUGAAGAGAAACAAUAUAGCCCUUGAUGCUGCAGUGGGCAGAGAUACCUCAGGAGACUACAAGGCAUUCCUUUUAGCCUUGUUAGGGGAUGACGAGAUUAAUAAUUAAGCUAUUUAUCAUAAUAGUAAAAAGCUUGAACUACUGUUGGAUUCUUUGAAUUUGAUCUGCACAGUAGAUUCUUGUUUUUUGCAGUAUUUGUAUGAGACACUACUGCUAGUAGCUAUUACAUUUUUCAUUUUUUCUUCUUUCUUUUUUCCCCUUUAUUUUAUGAAUAAUAGGUCUUUGAAUCCCAAUGUUUACAGUUAACAAUCUUCUCCAUUAUGAAAAUGGAUGGUGUUGUUGAAAACUUGAAAUUGUUCCAUGAUGGGAACAUUGGGUGAAAAAAACAAUUAUAUGAAAAUAUGGAUCGCCUUAGUA